Messenger RNA from Malus domestica (apple), 854 nucleotides. RefSeq names its product EPIDERMAL PATTERNING FACTOR-like protein 5. NCBI's taxonomy places the organism in Eukaryota, Viridiplantae, Streptophyta, Magnoliopsida, Rosales, Rosaceae. The record is from RefSeq and is a predicted model, not a curated record. Gene Ontology annotation, biological process: guard cell differentiation; stomatal complex development.
GCUCUCUCCAUAACCUUCUCUCUUCGAUCUUUUGGGGACUGUGUUUCUGACUCAGACCAUCCCUCCCCACACGCUCACAAGUAAAAACUGCAAAAACAAUAAAAGCAUCUCCCCCUCCUUCCCUCCCUACCUGAAUUUUCAAUCUCCCUACUCACUCUUUGUUUGCAUCAUCAUAUAAAACCCUCCCCCAGAUAGCCCAGUUGCUAACCUGCGGACCUCCACCCCAGGCGAUGGGGGUACUGCGCCACCGCCACAACCACCAUUAUAUAAGGCUAUCAACUGUCAUCACGGCCUUCACUUUUCUCUUGUUCACCUCAGCCUCAACGGCCGUAACCAGUCAAACCCAACUCGGUGGUGGGCAUCAUCAUCAAGGUGAAGGUGGUGGGCCAGCACUGGAGCGAGUCGUGACCCACCAGAAGAGUCGACUGGGUUCAUCGCCACCGAGUUGCAGAUCCAAGUGCGGGAGGUGCUCGCCGUGUAAGGCAGUGCAUGUCCCCAUCCAACCAGGUGUCUCUAUACCUCUCGAGUACUACCCCGAAGCUUGGCGCUGCAAGUGUGGCAACCAUCUCUUCAUGCCCUAGUAGAUUAAUUAAAUUAAAACCUUUUGUAAGUUAAUUUACUUUAAUUACACUAUUAGUAUAUAGUAGAGUCCAAUUUCAUUAGCUUUUAAAAAUCUGGUAGUAUAGUUGUUGUUGGUAAUCUUUUUUUCCCCAGUAUUUGGUCACUGACUGCAUAUACUGAUUAUUAUUUUUUUGCUAAACGUGGGGAACAAGUGAAGUGUUGGGAAUGUAACAUUUAUAUUUUUGCUUUUUUUAUUAAGUUUGCAUUAAUGCAAGUUAAAUUAUUAUGGGACA